Messenger RNA from Parathielavia appendiculata, 4332 nucleotides. RefSeq lists its product as uncharacterized. The coding region runs from base 379 to 3969 and encodes 1196 amino acids. Gene Ontology annotation, molecular function: DNA-directed DNA polymerase activity; 3'-5' exonuclease activity; DNA binding. The record is from RefSeq and is a predicted model, not a curated record. Lineage: Eukaryota; Fungi; Ascomycota; Sordariomycetes; Sordariales; Chaetomiaceae. Gene Ontology annotation, biological process: mitochondrial DNA replication. Gene Ontology annotation, cellular component: gamma DNA polymerase complex; mitochondrion. The transcript has a single exon.
AUUCUCCUUAGUUAUCAUUUGUAUCCUCGUUCUAUCUUCCCAUUUUUUGCUUUUCUUGCCUUCUCCCUUACAAUCCCACCUUUUCCAUUGCUGACUCGGGCAUGCCAUGUGCCGCGCUAACAAACCAACCAACCAGAGGCGGGAUUGUACGGUAAAAUCGUAAGGUAACGUUAUGCGGCAACUUCCGUCGCAUCCACUGCAGCGUCAUGGACCUGAUGGAGAGAUCGGCUACAUUUCUGCAGGGUUCUCACCGCGAAGUGAUUUGUUGCCGCCAGCCCAGAGGAAGCCGACGUUUUUUUGACCCGGACACCGCAUUCCAUCAGAAGUCGGAUCUGCCCACCCAAGCUACCAUGUCUUGAGUGCGGCGCUGUGUGCAUCAUGCUCAUUUCGAUGCGCGCAUUUCCAGGAGGAGAUGCGCCUGCAGCGAAUUUCAUCCGACUUGCCCGACAUCACGCCGCCCGCCGUUCAUGUCGCCAUCUAGCUGCCCUCCCGCCGCGCCGGUGGGACUCAACGGUAGCUGUUGUACCUCCUGUCGCUGAUAGGAAUCUCGCAGUCGCCUGCGAGGCCCGCUUCAAUGAGAUCGGCGUCCAACAGCUGAGCACCACCAUCUACAAGCAGCUGUUUCCCCAGGGCAACACGUGUCCCCCCUCUCCCGAGCUUGUCGAGCUUGCGCGCGACCACCUUCACCGCCAUGAUCUUCUGGGCAAGAACACCGACAACACACCUCCAAUCGCUUUUGAUUUGCCACCCCUGGCCGGCCAGACACUUGAUGAACACUUCCACAAGCUCGGCGUCGACGCCGCCGAGCCCUUCCUGACGCAUGCGAAGCGGCUGGCCAAGUCGACACUGCCGCCCAAACCAAAGACAUGGGUGCGCCGGAGCGGAUGGACGAAAUAUCUCCCGGAUGGAACGACCGAGGAGGUCGAGGUGCCCGAGGGGAACCUGCUUGUUUUCGACACCGAGGUCAUGUGGAAGGAGACUCCCUAUGCCGUCAUGGCCUGCGCCGGCACCCCAGACGCAUGGUAUGCAUGGCUGUCGCCGUGGUUGCUGGGAGAGACGGAGAAUGAACAUCAGCUGGUACCGUUGGGGGACCGCACGAAGGAGAGGGUAAUCGUGGGACACAACGUCGGAUUCGACCGAGCGCGGAUCUUGGAGGAGUACGAUCUACAGCAGACACGAAAUUCGUUCCUCGACACCAUGUCACUACACGUUGCCGUCAACGGCAUGUGCUCGCAACAGCGGCCAACCUGGAUGAAGCACAAAAAAAACCGGGAGCUGAGGGACAAGAUCGCCAAGGAGUCGAGCAACAUUGAACUGGUCGAUCUACUCAAUAAUGGUGCCUUUACCGCCGAGGAGGAAGAGCUUUGGGUUGAGAGGAGCUCCAUCAACUCCCUUCGGGACGUUGCAAAGUUUCAUCUCAAUGUGUCGAUUGACAAGGAGCUGCGGAACGCUUUCGGCGAGCUGAAUCGGGACGGGGUGCUGGAAAAGCUGGACGAGCUGCUAACCUAUUGCGCGGCAGACGUCGCCAUCACGCAUCGUGUGUACCAGAUCGUCUUUCCCAAUUUCCUACGUGUAUGCCCUCAUCCCGUGAGUUUUGCCGCCUUGCGCCAUCUCUCGUCUGUCAUCUUGCCCGUCGACAAGUCGUGGGACUCAUAUCUUGCCAAUGCGGAAGCCACUUAUCACAAGCUCUCGGAUGCCGUCCAGGAACGCCUCAUCUCGCUGGCCGAGAAGGCCCUAGAGAUCAAGGACGACCGGGAGAAAUGGGCCAACGACCCGUGGAUGUCGCAGUUAGAUUGGUCCGGUCAGGAGAUCAAGAUGGUGAAGGGCAAGAAAAAGAACGACUCACCACGGCCGGCAGCAAGGCAGAAGAAACCGGGCAUGCCCCAGUGGUACAAGGACUUGUUCGCCAAGAACGACUCUCCCAUCAAUAUCAGCGUCCGCACAAGGAUCGCGCCGCUGCUCCUCCGGUUGGCGUGGGACGGCCAUCCGCUAUUCUGGUCCGACAAGCACGGCUGGACCUUCAGGGUGCCCCGCAACGAGGCAAAGAAGUAUACGGACCGGCAAAUGAUGCCGUGCGACUUGGCGGAUGAGCCGAUAGCGGCACUGAAGGACGACCGAGACCACUUCUACUUCAAGCUGCCGCACAAGGACGGACCCGCAGCUCGCUGCGCCAGUCCGAUGGCCAAGGGUUACCUCCCGUAUUUCGAGAAGGGGACGCUCUCGUCCGAGUAUCCCUACGCCAAAGAGGCGCUCGAGAUGAACGCCUCGUGCUCAUACUGGAUCAGUGCGCGGGACAGGAUAAUGUCCCAGCUGGUUGUUUAUCAGGACAACCUCCCUUCCGCCGCCAAACUUACACAACCAGUCAGGGACUCGGAGACGCCGGUCGGUGGCUUCAUCCUGCCCCAGGUAAUUCCCAUGGGCACAAUCACCCGCCGAGCGGUGGAAAACACGUGGCUCACGGCAUCCAACGCAAAGAAGAACCGCGUUGGGUCGGAGCUCAAGGCUAUGGUCCGCGCUCCGCCGGGAUAUGUUUUUGUGGGCGCCGAUGUCGACUCGGAAGAAUUGUGGAUUGCCUCGGUAGUGGGUGAUGCAACGUUCCGGAUCCACGGCGGCAACGCUAUCGGCUUCAUGACGCUCGAGGGCACCAAGGCUGCGGGGACGGACCUCCACAGCCGCACGGCAUCGAUUUUGGGCAUCACCCGGAAUGACGCCAAGGUGUUCAACUACGGGCGCAUUUACGGCGCCGGCCUUAAGUUUGCUGCACAGCUAUUGCGACAGUUUAACCCCAGCCUGAGCGAAAAGGACACGCUUCUGGUCGCCAGCAAGCUCUAUGCUACGACCAAGGGCACCAAGACCAACCGCAAAUCAUUAUACAAACGGUCGUUCUGGCGUGGGGGAACCGAGUCGUUUGUGUUCAACAAGCUCGAAGAAUUCGCCGAGCAAGAACGCCCCCGUACCCCGGUCCUGGGCGCGGGCAUCACCGAAGCCCUCUUGGGCCGCUUCAUCAGCAAGGGAGGAUAUCUAACCUCGCGCAUCAACUGGGCUAUCCAGUCCAGCGGCGUCGACUACCUGCACCUCCUCAUCGUCGCCAUGGAUUACCUCAUCCGGCGCUUCAACCUCGGCGCGCGCUUGGCCUUGACCGUGCACGACGAGAUUCGGUACCUGGUCCGGGAAAACGACAAGUACCGCGCCGCCAUGGCGCUGCAGGUCGCCAACCUCUGGACGCGCACCAUGUUCGCGCAGCAAGUCGGCAUCCACGACCUGCCGCAGAGCUGCGCCUUCUUCUCGGCCGUCGACAUCGACCGCGUCCUGCGGAAAGAAGUCGACAUGGACUGUGUCACACCCUCCAACCCGACGCCGAUCCCUCCCGGAGAGAGCAUCGACAUUACCAGUCUGCUUGCCAAGGGCGACGAAGCUUGCCUCGACGAGCGCAUCGUCCCAAAUAACGCAUCCCUGGCACCCAAGCUCGACGACAUCCCGUACACGCCCCGCGUGCCGGUGAUGCAAGCGCUGCGCGAAGCCGAGGCAGCCGCCAACGAUCCGGCUGCGGAGCUUCGCUUCAUCCGCGCGCAGAUAUGUAAUGAUGAGAAGGAGUUUCGGGAGAUUCUCAAGGAGACGAGGAGGCCUCCACUCACCUCAACGACAGGCACUACUACCACUACCGCUACCGCUGUUACAUCUACUACUAAGAAGCAGCAGCCUACCAAAUCUGCCACCGGGGCGAAAGCCACUCCUCCGGCUGCUGCUGCCAAAGCCAAGAAGUCGGUGCUGCCGUACUAUGCCUCGCCGCAGCUGAUGCCGGUUCACGCGGGCCAGCAGCGCGAGCCCAUGUCUGUGAUGGAAGCGCUAGGAAGCGUAGCGGGGCGGUUCAGUCCGGGCGCGGCGGGUGGGUUUGAGAGGGCUAAGUGGGAUUGGAGGUCAUCUGGGUCUCGGGUUAACGGGGCUAGGAAGUUCACUGGGAGGAUGUGAAUUUAUAUGGUUGGUGAUAGGGAGUAGGGGUAAGAUGUACGAGCGCAGGCCAAGAGGUGGGCUUUUAUACAGGGGAUGUUGGGGUAAGAGCUAGGUUACUACUCCCUUAUUUUCUUGAUUAUAAGGUAUCUAACUGUAAAUAAAUUACUUGCUGGGAUGUAGCUAUAUGGGGUUCUGACUAGGGAGUUACAGGGCACAGAAAGGGAAGGCGGGCGUCGCUUCACUGUUGCUGCAUUGUUGGCGGUCAUGAACUGGGCUGGAGUCUUGGGACCGGGGUGUCAAAAAGCCUGGUUGGGAACUAUCACUCUAUAUCUUCCUGUACUAUUUUGUCUUAAUGAUGUAGCAUAAGCUGAUAGCCUGUCC